UGCAAAUACUGUUGAAGUUAGCUUUCUGUCUCGAGUUCGAGCCACACCAAAACGAAAAGUGAAAGAAAGUAACAUUUGAGGAAGUAGAUGACGAGACGCCGAGGACACAAUCCACCCACUGCUGAAUUAACUCUUACUGUCCCACUCGACUGCGUUUUUUGAGCGCAUCCAGGAAGCUCGUGAGUGCACCGCUCUACAACUCUAUGGCAAAAUGUGCGCGUGGUGGUGCGCAUGCUGAAGAGGGACACUUUCAAGCAGUGUGAUGCUCAGGCGUUAUGGAGGAGAAACCUGCAUCUUAUGAGCGAGUUGUUUACAAAAACUCCUCAGAGUACCACUACAUGAAAAUCAAACUAGUUUGUGAAAACCGCAGCAAAACCCUGAGUCCAGAACAGUUUAAGCAGUUGAUAAUCUCUGGAGUCAAAGACCUAUACGGAGAGGUUGGAGCUGCUUUUCCAUUUGAUUUGCUGACAUUUGAUCAGAGCACAUUAUCAGCCAUACUGCGUGUGUAUAACAGGGGUCUGGUGAAAUUGUGGAGUGCACUAACACUGAUCGGAGCAUAUGAAAAUGAGCCAUGUGCUUUUAGAGUCACACAGGUCUCGCCAUUCUUGUUAGCUUUAUCUGGAAACAGUCGCGAGAUGGAGCUGUACUAGUUUGCAUGUGAAAUGGCCUUCAUUCUCAGAAGAACCUUGUUUGGGAAAAGUGUGAGCCAUGUUCUGAGCGCAGCAGUAUUCG
Molecule: messenger RNA, 732 nt
Organism: Pangasianodon hypophthalmus (striped catfish)
Lineage: Eukaryota; Metazoa; Chordata; Actinopteri; Siluriformes; Pangasiidae
Gene: rpp14
Product: ribonuclease P/MRP 14 subunit
Exons: 7
Coding region: 276-650 (124 amino acids)
Biological process (GO): tRNA 5'-leader removal
Cellular component (GO): ribonuclease P complex
Source: RefSeq, a predicted model, not a curated record